AUGGUAAACCAGAAGGCCGGCCCCCCGCGUACUCCCACCAGGAGGAAAUGUGGUGGCUUUGGUGCUGUAGGGACUCCCUUGAUAGGGGAUGAGGUGGGGAACAGCCUAGACUGCCCCUUCCUGGAUGGGCUGUAUGUCACGGAGCCGAGAACAAUCCAGCAGCUGCUGUGUAGCCCGUCCAAGUACCGUCUGGAGAUCCUGGAGUGGAUGUGUGUCCGGGUCUGUCCCUCCUUCCAGGACAAGUUCGCCUCUCUGAAGGGUGCCCAGGCCGAAGUGAAGAUCCAAGCUGAGAUGGUGAAGCUCGGCCAGGAGCUGAUGCUGUGUGGACCAGAUGACCAGGAGCUCGUGAUGGGCCGUGCUUGUGCUCAGAAGCAGCUGCGCUUCAUGGACCAGAUGCUGGAUGCCAUUUGGAGCCUGAGCAUCAGCUGCUCUGCUUGUUCCAGUGUGGCCCAGCACUUCAAGGACACCAGGGGCCAGAACGAGGCACUGCUGGCAGAGCUCUUCUGCAGCCCACACCUGCAGGCGCUCCUGAACCCUGAGCAGGACCUGUGGCCCCUGGACGUGCAGCCGCUGCUCGACCCGCCCAAGUACAGCUGCUCCCCCUGGGCCUGGCCCCGGACUGGGGCUGGUCUCUCUUGCGAGGCAGGGGAGAGGCAGGUGGCGGAGCUGGCCAAGCAACUGCAGGAGAGCACUGCCCAGCUCCAGGCGCUCAAGGCAGAGUGCCUCUCCCAGCACAAGGAAGUGGCUACUGCGGCCAGGGCCGACUUCCACACCUUGGAUCAGAAGUUGCGCCUGGUUGUCUCCGACUUCCACCAGCUCAUCCUGGCAUUCCUUCAAGUCUAUGAUGACGAGCUGGGUGAGUGCUGUCACCGCCUGGGCCCUGACCUCCACCCGUGCGGCCCCAUCGUCCAGGCUGUGUACCAGACUCUGACUUCCUGCAGCCAACUGCUGAAAGCUGUCGUGGAGGUCACUAACACCUCUGUGAACAUCGUGGACAUGGUGGCCAAGCAGCAGGAAGAGAAGAUCUGUUGGGACAGCAAUAACUCCACUGUGAGUCUAGCCGUCAAAAUGCAGGAGCUCACACAGAAAUACAAGCUCUUCAGCGAGGCUCUGGGGAAAGGCCCCGAGUAG
This is a messenger RNA of Orycteropus afer afer, 1131 nucleotides long. RefSeq names its product HAUS augmin like complex subunit 7 (gene HAUS7). The coding region runs from base 1 to 1131 and encodes 376 amino acids. Gene Ontology annotation, cellular component: HAUS complex. The transcript is spliced from 11 exons. Lineage: Eukaryota; Metazoa; Chordata; Mammalia; Tubulidentata; Orycteropodidae. Gene Ontology annotation, biological process: centrosome cycle; spindle assembly. The record is from RefSeq and is a predicted model, not a curated record. Gene Ontology annotation, molecular function: microtubule minus-end binding.